AUGGAUCCUCGCAAGAGCUAUCUGCUGCUCCUGUCCACGGCAGUCUUUCUGACACUCUGCGCCCUAGCCACGUCCACGCCCACUCUCGGCAAGUCCAAGGAAAUCGCCCUGAAGCCGAUCAACCUACCGGAUCCGAGCCAACUUCUAUCGACUUUGUCAUCGAAGCUUGUCAAGCCGAAGCCCGCCCUUCCGGAUCCUAAGCAGCUGCUGGCGGGCCUAUCCUCCAAGUUUGUUAAGCCAAAGCCCGUCUUUGUUAAGCCCGUCAUCGUGAAGCCCGUUGUUGUGAUCAAGCCGGUGCUUGUCGGUGGUGGUGGCGGAGGGGGUGGACACGGCCACGGACAUCACGGACAUCAUGGCAAAAAUAAGUUCUUUUGA
This is a messenger RNA of Drosophila subobscura, 375 nucleotides long. RefSeq lists its product as uncharacterized. The transcript has a single exon. NCBI's taxonomy places the organism in Eukaryota, Metazoa, Arthropoda, Insecta, Diptera, Drosophilidae. Bases 1 to 375 code for a protein of 124 amino acids. The record is from RefSeq and is a predicted model, not a curated record.